AUGGAAGCCGUUCUGCUCUUCAUCGUCGCUGCUGCAGUGCUCAGUUCUGUUCCUGGACGGAAAUAUUAUUUAGUUUCCGAGCCGAAGGAUUGGACUGCAGCUCAGAGUUUCUGCAGAGAAAAGUUUUCAGACCUGGCAUCGAUCCAGAGCGCGGCGGACGUGAAGGCGCUGAACGAGCAGCUGGAACUGGGAGAACUGGGAGAACUGGGAGAGCACUCUGUAAGUUGCGUUCAGGGUGUGAGUCGUGACCCAGGUGACCCAGGUGAGUUCAGGAAGUGCUCUCCUCUCCAGACUCCCUGGAUCGGUUUGUACGAUGAUGUGAACAGCUGGCGCUGGUCCAUGUCCGCAUCUGACUUCUACCGACAAGACAAGAAGAAGUUCAGGAACUGGGCGUCCAGAGAACCAAACAAUAACUAUGGAAGAGAGAACUGCGUUGAGAUGCGUGGAGACGGACGUUGGAAUGACGAAUUUUGUAAUCGAACUCGAAGUUCCGUCUGCUUGGAUGUCAAAGGGACAAAGGUGACGUUUGUUCACGUCAACGUCAACAUGACCUGGAUGGAGGCUCAGCGGUACUGCAGGGGGCGCCACACCGACCUGGCCAGCGUCAGGAACAUGGCAGAGAACCGGCGGCUGCAGGUCCUGGUGCCGACCGGACAACGGGCCUGGAUCGGCCUGUCCAGAGAGUCCUGGAAGUGGUCGGAUGGAACCGGCUCGGCUUUUAGCUUCUGGAUGUCUGGAGAACCCAGUAAGACCAGACAGAACUGCGCCGCGGCGAACAUGAAAGAUUCUGGAAGAUGGCAAAACUUUUGCUGCACAGAAAAGAAACCAUCAGUUUGUUCUACAGAUCCAUCUUUAAAGCAAGUGAAGCUGAAGGUGGUGAGAAGUUCCUCUGUGGAUCUGAACGACCCGGACCUGCUGGAAGACCUGCUGACGAAGAUGAAGCAGAAGCUGAGGGAGCAGGAAGUGAGUGGAGACGUCAGACUGAGCUGGAGGAAGCAGAAAGAUGGAAAAAUCUUCCUGAGGAAGAAGAACGAUGAGCUUUAGACGAUCCGCUCCUGCAGAUGAAACGUCUUCAGAAGUCCGUUUCAUAAAGUUUAUACGCCACAGGAAGCAGCUACUUAGAAAUUAAGAUGCUGGUUUGUGAAUGUUACUAAUCUGUAUAAAUGUAGCAGGAGCGACAUGAGAUUCUGUUCCAGAGAAUCAGGUUUGAUCUGGGAUGAAGAUCCUCCUGAUGGAAACCAGUUUCAUCUGCUUCUGACUCAUCCGUCAGUUUCAUUCUGACUGGAACCUGGCAUCGAUUUACAAUUAUGAAACAUAUUUAGUUUGGAACUCUCAUCUAUAAAUAUAUGGUAAAAUAUGAUUUAAAAGUGAUUUUUUUUCUCUCACUAAAAUGUUACUGUUAAUUGCUGUAAAUAUUAAAAUUGUGAAAUGAGACACUGAUAAAGUUUAGUUGUCAGAAAUCUU
This is a messenger RNA of Xiphophorus maculatus (southern platyfish), 1464 nucleotides long. RefSeq names its product C-type mannose receptor 2-like. Lineage: Eukaryota; Metazoa; Chordata; Actinopteri; Cyprinodontiformes; Poeciliidae. The record is from RefSeq and is a predicted model, not a curated record. The transcript is spliced from 6 exons. Bases 1 to 1044 code for a protein of 347 amino acids.